AUGGAUGCAAAGCCUCAGCGACCUUUUCGUCCCCUUCGUGUUCCUGGAGAUGAGAACUUGCUACCCCCUAUCAACCCUGCCGGGAAGACACUCCACCAUCGCAAUAAAUCGACGCCGGCAUUGUCAACACUGGCUGGGCCUGGGAGGGCGAAGAACGCCCUUAAGCGUACAGCUUUUGGGGAUCUUAGCAACACGGCAUGUGCUACGCGACCACUCAGGGAUGAUGCAGCGGUCAGCGACCGGAGGGGGAGUAGCAAGGCAGUUGUGAAUGCUAAGCCAGUUAAUGUAGCUCAAGGGAACGAUCGGAUGAAAAAGGGCUUGCAACAUUCGUCUGUGUCGAUCAGCUCAGAUGAGCCUGCGGCCUUGAGGUUAGAUGGAGUAUAUAUCGAAAAGACCGGAGAGAUCAAGCUUUAUUCGCCUCAUGAAACAGCGGACAGGAUGCAUGAAAAGCCCGUGGCUAGUUCCAAAGCAAAACUAGAUAUCACUAGUAACGCCGAAGUUGUAUCUACGAAGGCUGUUGCUGAUCACGUUGGUAUCCCUUCUGAAAACUCAGGCCCUACUCGUGUUAAGCACGACCGUGUACAUUUGCCUUCGGAACCGGAAGAAUAUUGGGACGAGGAUGAUGAUGAUAACUACGAGGAGGAAGAAUACGUUACCGCUCGCUCACAUCGAUCCCGUGAUAAUACCACUGGAGGUGCCACGGUUCUUCUGAUGCCAAAGGUUACACAGAAGGUACAGCGAGAGUUGGGAAUUGCGAAACAAAUUGUUGAAGCAACGCGCACCCCGGAGGAUAUUGAGGAUGAAGCUUGGGAUACUAGCAUGGUUGCGGAGUAUAGUGAUGAGAUAUUCCAGUAUAUGAGGGAGCUUGAGAUGAGACUCUUGCCCAAUGCCCAUUAUAUGGAUAAUCAAGCAGAGAUUCAAUGGUCGAUGCGAUCUGUUCUUAUGGACUGGCUUGUCCAGGUCCAUCAUCGAUUCUCUUUGCUCCCAGAAACCCUUUUCCUAUGCGUCAACUACAUUGACCGAUUUUUGUCAUGCAAAAUUGUUUCUCUUGGCAAGUUACAGCUUGUUGGGGCUACUGCAAUUUUCAUUGCAGCUAAGUACGAGGAAAUCAACUGCCCAUCUCUCCAAGAGAUUAUCUACAUGGUAGACAACGGAUAUACCGCCGAUGAAAUUUUGAAGGCAGAGCGUUUUAUGCUAAGCAUGCUUCAAUUCGAGCUCGGUUGGCCGGGUCCCAUGAGUUUCCUCCGACGGAUUAGUAAGGCCGACGACUACGACUUGGAGACGCGGACUCUUGCCAAGUAUUUCCUAGAGAUUACCAUCAUGGAUGAGCGCUUUGUAGCUGAAGCUCCAAUGUGGUGGAAUUCUGCUGGUGCUCAUUGCCUCGCGAGAUUGAUGCUGAGGAAGGGAACUUGGACGCCUGCGCAUGUAUAUUAUUCAAAUUAUACAUACUCCCAGUUGUAUCCUCUCGUUUCGCUCAUUCUUGAGUGCUGCGAGAACCCGGAGAAGCAUCACUCAGCUGUCUACGAAAAGUAUUCGGACAGACGAUUCAAGCGGGCAUCUACUUUCGUCAAGGCCGAGAUGAUGAAGAAAUUCAAGCUCCCAGAAGCAACCCGCGAGGGCUCCGCUGCUCAUCUAAUAAACCUCUUCGAGGACCCGUCCAUCUGGCGCCGUCAGUAAUCCACUUGGAUUUGCUUUGACAACCACUCCUUUGUGUUUACCAUUGCGUAUUGUUUCUUUAUACCUUGUUCGGAUUUCCCCACUGUUGCAGGUUACCCACAGCAGAAUGUCUCCUCGGUUUUACUUCGACAAAACACUCGUUUAUAAAUUUAACGAUUAGAUACCCACUUCUUUCCUUGAUUCGCCAUCGUUUUCUAACUUCUCAUUCGCCGAACUGCAUCACGCAUCUUUUAUAAUUUGCCGCAUUCUCCCGUUUCACCGAUUGCAAGCGCGUAUCUCUUGUAUAUCCUACGCUCCUUUAUCUUUAGCUAUUCCAGCGACCCACGACAUCUCCUAUGUUACUUUUAAUUAUAUCCCGACCGGCGCAUCGUGGCGUAUACAGGCCGCCCAUCCGGGUUGAUUGUAUUUUUUUUAAAAAAAUCAACCAUGUGCCAAGGCGUUUAAUUUUUAAUUCUCAUAGUGGCGUUGUAUAGAUUUUAUUUUCUGUGGGUAUUCCAAAGCAAGGAUGCGGCCGUUCGUAUUUUUGUUCUUGUUCCGCCUACGACAAUUUUCGGACGAACCAUUUUUAUCCAUCAUUUCUCCCUUAAUAUCUUCGAUACCUUGUCACUGGUCUUACCCCUUGACUUUCCGACUCGCCAGAAUAAGCAUUCGCAUCCGCAUUUUUUGUUUUCUUAUUCCUUUUUUGGGCACAUUGGCACGACACACCGGUUUUAUACAUUCGUUCGUUUGAGUUUCCCAUGCCCAAGUGUGCUAGAUCAUCGGCCCUGUUUCUCCAUUUCGACUCUUCUUUAUUUCUCAAUUGCCUGUUUUCAUCGAAGGUCAUAUGCGGAGAUGGUACACCCCGUUGUUGCCGUUUUUUUAGACCUUUAAACAUGUGCUCUUUACUUCCUCUAGGCGCCUACAUGGCAUGGGAGGAUCUUUAUUUGGGCCGUCUUCUAUCCUAUCUCUCUCUCUCGCCUUUUCUUUUCUCUUCUUCAGUAUCUAAUGGGAUGGUCUGGGGCUAGGAGGGGGAAAUGGGUGAUUCAUGUUCUUGUUUGGUUUUUGGGGCUCUUUUUUUUGCUCGGGUGGGAUGGCCAGGCACGCGAAUGGAGUUGUCGGAUUCUGCUCUUUUCCAAGUUUACCGGUCUGCCUUUUCCUUUUAUUUAGCUUGCUCAGUUUCUUUUUAUCUCUUAUGGUUUAGCUUUAUUGUGCUUCAUUCUAUUAUUUUGUGAGUGGUU
This is a messenger RNA of Histoplasma capsulatum G186AR, 2894 nucleotides long. RefSeq names its product G2/mitotic-specific cyclin cdc13. The transcript has 5 exons. The coding region runs from base 1 to 1677 and encodes 558 amino acids. The record is from RefSeq and is a predicted model, not a curated record. Gene Ontology annotation, biological process: mitotic cell cycle phase transition; regulation of cyclin-dependent protein serine/threonine kinase activity. Gene Ontology annotation, molecular function: cyclin-dependent protein serine/threonine kinase regulator activity. Gene Ontology annotation, cellular component: centrosome; cytoplasm; nucleus. NCBI's taxonomy places the organism in Eukaryota, Fungi, Ascomycota, Eurotiomycetes, Onygenales, Ajellomycetaceae.